Molecule: messenger RNA, 4630 nt
Organism: Colossoma macropomum (tambaqui)
Lineage: Eukaryota; Metazoa; Chordata; Actinopteri; Characiformes; Serrasalmidae
Gene: prrg3
Product: transmembrane gamma-carboxyglutamic acid protein 3
Exons: 4
Coding region: 109-834 (241 amino acids)
Cellular component (GO): extracellular region
Molecular function (GO): calcium ion binding
Source: RefSeq, a predicted model, not a curated record
UGUGACUCAUGUGGAUGCUCCCUCGGUGGAAACAGGGACGAAAUGGAUCAGCAGUCGUAACGGCGCGGAAGCACAGACCAACCGUUCAUUGAGUUUUCCAGUGGUAGCAUGGCAGCAGCAUUCCUAGAUGAUAAGGAUGCAAACUCUCUCCUCAAGCGUUUUCCACGGGCCAAUGGCUUCCUGGAGGAGUUUCGGCAGGGCAACAUCGAGAGGGAGUGUGUGGAAGAGAGCUGCAGUUUUGAGGAGGCCAAUGAGGUGUUUGAGAACAAGGAAAAAACAAUGGAGUUUUGGAAGACGCGCAGUGUCUACACGGUGAACAGCAAUGCCGAAUCGCGCUCGGAGCGGGCGGACACUGUGUACAUGGUGGUGCCGCUGCUCGGUGUGGCCCUCCUCAUCAUCAUCGCGCUCUUCCUCAUCUGGCGCUGCCAGCUGCAGAAGGCCACGCGCCGGCGCCCGGCCUAUACACAGAACCGCUACCUGGCCAACCGCAAUGCCCGCAGCCUUCCCAGAAUCCUCGUGCACCGCGAUGGUCCCUCCCACACAGACAGCUCCCAUGAUAGGCCCAGUGUGGUGGUCAGUGGCGGAGGCAGCGGAGAAAGAGGGGGUGGAGCCACAGCCACCCAGGACACCUCCAAUCAUGCUAGUCAAGCUCCAAACGGCCGUGGGCUCUACGUCCAGGAUUCGUCUGUGUCUGUGGCUUCACGUCUGUCUGGGGCCACUCCUCCUCCUUCCUACGAGGAAGUGACAGGCCACUUGGAGAGCAGCAGCGAUGAGACCACGGCUCCUUACAGUGACCCACCGCCCAAAUAUGAGGAGAUAGUUAAAGAAAAGUGAGCAUAGAAGAGACUCAAAACUGCCAGUCACGGUCAGUUUGGGGAAGCACUUGAUCCUGAGCGCUCGUUUCAAUGCGUAUCUUGCUCAGACUAGCUAGCCAGCUGCUAGCUGCGUUUUUAACCUCUUGAGUUGCCCCUGGGCUGCUGCCCAAAGUUGUUAAUGGAUGUGUGGGCUGCACUACUACCAAAUGUGGUCAUCUUCGUGAAGUUGUAUCCCUGAAGUCAAAUCUUCUGAAGACCAGGCCUGCUUUGUGGACGGGACUCCUCACUGUUCUUUCUCACAAUCUUCCAGAACCUUAUCUGCCAUCUCCACACUGCUUCACCCUUGCACCAUACCCAUUGCUUUUGGCUUCAGUCCUCAGAAAGGGAUAACUGUAGAGGGAAGUGAGGGAAUAUUCUGUGAACUGCAGAAACAACCUGGUGGCUGGUCACCUGAAUCUUUUUGAAAACAUGUGGAACAGUGUAAAGAUAAUGUCUAAAGAGGUUUCAGAUCACUGUGUGCCAUCUCAUUGACUAGGCUUGGUCCACUGGGGAAGUGUUAUGAACUCCUCUAACACCAAUAUAGUCCCUCAGACCACAUAUCCUUAAAAUUAGUACAACACCGUUAUAUCAGAGUGAGCAGAAGGAAAGUAAUAGAGCGACUCCAAAUGACCUUAAAGUAAUAUGCAAAUAAUAAGGCACACAGACGAUCCAGCAAUGGCGUAUGCAAAAUGCUAUCAAAUGAAAAAUAUUGAUGGCUAGAAACACAUGCAAGCAGAAAGGACUGGCAGAGCGUGAGCGCUUUGCUGCACAUUUUUAUUCAGCACACAUUAGUCCUCUCUCCGCCUGAAUACGAAAUUCGACACAGGCCUUAAUCACAUGUAACGAUCAAUAGUCACUCAGUCUGUCUCUCUAUUCAGCAGUAUUGCUGCCAGCAAUUUCACCUAUCUUCCAAGAUUCUUUCCUUCCCUUUCCGAGACACUACACAAAAACUCAUAACCCACUGAGAGCACAAUUACUGGGCAAUGUAACAUUCCAGACCCCGAAUGACCCCCCCGUUCUCCUCCUCUCUUUUUUGUUUCCCCUCCGCUCUCUGACUGUUUACAGCUUUUGUUACUCUUUUUUACAAUGGCAUAAAAAAACAAACUGUGUGAAUUUGUAUAAAGCAUUAUGUGGCUUUUCAACCUCACCGGGUGCUAUACUGUAGUAUAUAAUGCUGCUUGUCCUCACGUUGUGUCGUUGCUCACACACUGUCUGCGACUUGGCUCUAACGAGUCGGCCAAACUGCCCAUCCGUUAUUAUGCGCCUGAACAGUGUUUUCCAGCUCAGGUUUAAGCCAAUGAACUGCCGCCUUUUACAGUAAAUAUGUAAAUAAUCUCUCACUGCCAGCCAAUGGGGGAAAUGUGGGGUUGUGGGGUGAAGCAUUAAAUGCUGUGCUGAAAAUCAGCACUGCAGUAGAGCCACGUGUACGAAGGUGUUCCUCAGCGUUUAGGAGUAGCAGAAGAUACACACUAAAGCUAGCACAGUCCUCUACCAUGCGAAUAUAAGUAUUACAGUGGAUUCAGAGGCAGUGCUGCAGAGCUAACAUCAAGAUGUUGUAACUAGCAGAAGAUACGCGCCAAAGCUAAUAUAGCCUGAAAAUGUUUGUGCGGAACACGCUACCACGUGAAUAAAAGUAUUGUAACGGAUCCAGCGGCAAAGCUGACGUCAAGAUGAUGUAGCAUUUCAUGCUAAUCCCUGUAGGUCCAUCCCAGUGACUCAAAUGGUGGCUUAAACCUUUAGCUUGAUGGUUAGCUUUGCUUGGAGCACUUGGGCUGGACUCCAAAUCCAAAGAUUCUAUUUAUAAUACCCUUGAAAAAGUUUAAUAAGAAGGAUCUGUAAACUAGCUGAAAGUGGCAACAAGCGCAAGAGGAUGAAACUGGCUGGAUACACAAGGCUUGACUUUGCUUAGCCUGUGAAGGUUGAGCAGUAGCAUAAACGACUUUGCCACCUCUCGCUUGUCUUUAGGCACGAAGUAAGGAACAGUUCUGCUGCUGUAAGGACACUGCCGCUUGGAUUGAGCCUCCGAUCUUGUCACCUGAGCCUCUGAAAUGAUUGAUGAAGAAUGGCCGUGGCUGAACAAACUUUACACUGACAAAGCACCAAGCCCUAGAGGCCAUGUUGACUGCCUCGAUGGUUGAAAUUUGCUGAUCUAAGAUCAAUUUGUGGCUUCUUUGUUGGAGGAUUGAUGAGUGAAUGGAUGCAGACAACUGACCUUGGAACUGACGUUAAUGGCAACACGGGGUGUGGAUAAGUUGGAAGAUUAUUAAGGCUGAAGGAAGAGAUGUAGGGUUGUGAAUAAAGUGCUACACAUAGGCUUCUAAUGUAACACCAUUGUGCGUGUUGUCUGUAACCGGCUUGGUGUUUGUUGGAUGAGAAUGGUUGUGCGAGUGAAUGUGCUAGUGCGUGUGUUUCUUUAUUGCCACUUACCUACCUACCUAGAAUGUGCCACCAGAGCCACACGUUUCCUUUCACACGUUAAACAUGUUGUUUGUCAUGGAUCAAAUGGCAGAACUUGCGUGCACCUUUGUUCUCCUGCUCAGCCUAAAUUGCAUGAUGGAUAUUUUUUGUUUUCAUUUAUAUUAAUGUCUUAUUUUUCAAGACUUCAAAUUAUGUCUACAUUUUUACUGAAGCUCUAUAUAUCUUGUAUCUUAAUGUGCUGGUUACACCUAUUUAAACACUUUUUUAAUCAGUGUAAGCGCUGUUGAAAUUGUAAUACGUAUUUAUGUAAUAUGAAAAAGAAAUUGUACAAUUGUGUAUGCGUGAACUUGUAUAAAAUAUAUCACCCGUCAUAUUUUGUCAUCCAUUCCACAUAGACGAACUAUUUUUGCAUAUCUGUGUAUUAAGACAACUUAUAAUUAAGGAUAUAGCGCUCACCAGCCGAUGCAUGAAUAUUCUUUUCUUUAUCUUUUGAAUAGCUUUAGCUUACUUGCAUAAGUUAAACCUAAUCAUUUCUGUGCUAACACAGACUGCUUCACAUACAGAGGGCUUAUGAUAGCAUUAGCUGGUCAAUGAAGAAGCUCAUCCAAAGAAAACGGAGACGAUCACCAUAAUCGCCAUAAGGCGUUGUUUUGCUUUUACCAAUUUUGGUGACUUGAAAAACAGAAAAUUGUUGGAGUCUUCCCUACAUCUCUCUCUCUUUCUCUCUUCCUCUCUUUCUCUGUUGCUCAAGUUUACCUCUUUGUAGAGCUUCCAGUCAGACUGGCUUAAAAACAGAUAUCAUAACCCAACUUGUUACAAAUAUGACAUUAUGCUUGUAUAACAUAUCAGUGUGGUUGCAAAUGCUUUAGAGCACAUGUAAGCUAGCAGAUGUGUUAGCAGACUUGAAAAUGCAGAAUAAUUGCUACAAAUAAUUUCUACAUCCUAACGUGUAAUUUUUUCCUUCUCUCUCUUUGUUUUAUUUACGUGUCAUUCCUCAGUGGACUGUGGUCAGGGAGGUAGCAUCUUGCGUAGACCCUUAGGUCUGGAAUCUAAAAUGUGAAAAUAGUUGGGAUUUAGUAAAGAAUAUUAUACAAUGUAUGUUUAUGCCAUUAUUUGCCUCCUACCACAUCACUCUUGAUUAAUUCUAAGGCCAAGUCAUUAAACUCUAUAUGCACAAAGAGCCAGGGUUCCUGCUGAUAUUCUUGUUUUGGUUGGUGAAUAUAUACCUGCGUUUGCCCCGUCACUUCGUUUGCCCCUCCCCUUUUCACUCUGUCAUAACAAUCUGUUUCUAAGUGCCAAAAGUUCCUGUUCGUGAAAGCACUGUAUUCUUCGCGAAUAUUAAAUGAGUGAACUACUCA